UUAUACACGGCUUUGUCUUGUGGUUGUAAAGUUAUUUAUUUUGUUUUCGUCUUUGUGUUGAUAUCUUUAACUUUUUGCCUGAGAGGAAUUCAGCGAAAACGUUUCCGUGAGAGCUCCGACGGAGACGUUUUCACAGCCUUUAACGUAUUUUUCCCACCCGUGGCCUCUGCCGGAGUUUCCAUCUUGGAAUCGCGGAUCCUUCACCAACUGCUUAUCGGGACUUCCAGAAAAUCAAAGAAUGAGUAAUGGACUCCAUUGAGAAGGCAAUACAGGCCGUGCUACCACAGCUAGAUGAAGCAAAGCUUGAAACUUUAGUCAAUGAGUUGGUGAAAGUAGGUGUUGAAGGACCAGAUGAUCUGCAGUUUAUUCAAGAAGAUGACAUCAAACAUCUGCUCACACCCAUUCAGUGCAGAAAAAUUAUUCAUUCCUUGAAAGGUCCUUUCAAUCCCCAGCUGAGCCCUUCAUCGUCUGAGCCACUGUCAGUUGCCUCUUCCAGCACAUGCCCCAUAUCAUCUAUAAGUUCCAUCUCUGCAUGGGUGAACAGUUUUGAGGUGCCAUGGAACAAAGUGAGGCUGACUCUUAGAAGAGCAGUAGAUGCUGGUGAGAGGCCAGCUCCGGAUGACCGCAGACACUUGAUAAAAGUCACUGUUGAUGCGAUGAGAGAGCGUUCCUUGAACCCUACUCGCAGAGAGUGUGUGGUAGUGGCUAAAGCUAUAACUCAAAAAUAUCCAAAUAGCUUUUUAGACAAAAAUGAAGAAGGGGAGCUAAUUGGAUGUGGGUAUUUCAGCGUUAUAAAUCAGCUCAAAACCAGAGUAGAAUAUUUGAAUCGAGGCAACUCUCUUUCCCGUCUGAGGAAGCACAAACGCACCCAGAGAGAUGAUGAGGAUGGUGAUGAUGACCAGCCAGCAGUAGCUACAUGUGCAAGAAUCGACAGUUAUGGGUGUGUUCGUUGGCAGCCAGACGACUAUCCAGAUGGGGAAACAUCAGCAUCAUUAAAGAAAAAGAAGCUUGAGAUGAUUGAUAUAUUCAGCCGAGAGGGACUAAAGGGCGCUGAGAGAGGAAGGGUAGAAGACCUAAUGGCAAUCACUUAUGCCAAACAGCGGGAAUACAUCAACGCAAAGCCUUCCCCAAGCAUUCUGGAUGUGGGUAGAGUGGCCAUUUCUCUUUUCACAGAAGUUUUUAUUGUCACACUUCACCAAUCUCACCAAUGUUGAACUAUACACAAGACUGAAUGAAGAUAUGGACAAAAAGGGUAAAAGACUCCUGGAUUUCUUCAGUAGUCAGAUUACAAAGUGGAGGAAAGAAGUAAGAGCUGUUCUGAAGGAAGCCAUAAAAAUGGAC
Cyprinus carpio (common carp) is the source of this 1341-nucleotide messenger RNA. RefSeq lists its product as uncharacterized. The transcript is spliced from 3 exons. NCBI's taxonomy places the organism in Eukaryota, Metazoa, Chordata, Actinopteri, Cypriniformes, Cyprinidae. The record is from RefSeq and is a predicted model, not a curated record. The coding region runs from base 246 to 1214 and encodes 322 amino acids.